Messenger RNA from Monopterus albus (swamp eel), 3949 nucleotides. RefSeq names its product tweety family member 3a (gene ttyh3a). Gene Ontology annotation, cellular component: plasma membrane. Gene Ontology annotation, molecular function: intracellularly calcium-gated chloride channel activity; volume-sensitive chloride channel activity. Bases 413 to 1990 code for a protein of 525 amino acids. The record is from RefSeq and is a predicted model, not a curated record. Lineage: Eukaryota; Metazoa; Chordata; Actinopteri; Synbranchiformes; Synbranchidae. The transcript is spliced from 15 exons.
GGUUUUUUUUUGGCCGCCGAGGUGUACGGUACGAGUUGGGGUGGGGGAGGUUGCUAGUUGGGAGAAUGUCGUGAACAGUCGCCUUGUUGGCUCCCAUCUCCUUGCACUCUGAUAAUAACUGGAUGGGGGUUUACUCGGAAGGUGUUUGGGUUGUUGCGGUGGGAUGAGAGUGCAAGAGCUAAACUGAGGAAUUACUAAAUUAACGAAAAACCAGGAUGCGAGGUUAACAAACCGCAGACCAGAAUGCCUAGAGGAACAAAAGAGUUCUUCAUGUUAUUCGCUUUCGAGACUCUGCGGACGGAACUAACAAGCUUCUAAACCGCUAACGUUAGCUGAGUUGACACUAGCUACACUGCAGUUGCAAGCAUCCUUGCUGCUUGUUUGUCUGUGGAGCGGACAUCACUGACUCGUCAUGGUAGUAGUGGCUAGCUACUCUCCACCAUGGUGGGUGAACCUACUACACAGAUUCCCCCAUUUCAACUUCAAGUUCGAGCAAACUAGCAGCGAUUUCCGACCGGAGGACUGGACAUAUCAACAGUCCAUUCUGUUACUGGGAGGUGUGGCGCUUGCUUGCCUGGCCCUGGACCUCUUGUUCCUGCUCUUCUAUUCUAUUUGGCUGUGCUGCCGGCAGAGCAAAAAUGAGGAGCAGCCCAACGCUGACUGCUGCUGCACAGCCUGGUGUGUCAUCAUCGCAACACUUGUCUGCAGCGCUGGCAUUGCUGUCGGUUUCUAUGGGAACGGUGAGACUUGCGAUGGAGUGAAUCGGCUGACGUAUUCCCUGCGCCAUGCUAACCGUACAGUCACUGGGGUACAGAAACUGGUAUAUAACAGUACAUCCUCCUUGAACCAGACUGUAGACGAGAAUCUGCAACAGCUUGAGGGUCAGUAUGCACAGCAUGCAGACUACCAGUCCAUCAUCCAUAAGCUGCAGGGCCAGCUGGAUGAGCUGGUUAGACAGAUGAAGGAGAUUCCCUUCUGGGGCAACUCCAACAUCUCCCUGGAGGAGCUGUCCAUCAAGAUUGAGCUGUAUGACUGGUACAGGUGGCUGGGCUACAUAGGCCUGCUACUGUUUGACGUCCUCAUCUGCCUUCUGGUACUGUUUGGCCUCAUUCGCAACUCAAAGGGAACACUAAUAGGCGUGUGCUUGUUUGGUGUCGUGGCUCUGGUAAUCAGCUGGGUCUCUCUGGGGCUGGAGUUGGCCAUCUCUGUGUCCUCCAGUGACUUCUGUGUUGCUCCUAAUACAUAUGUCACCAAAGUGGCAGACCAAUAUGGAGUCAUCAGUCAAGAAAUCCUGCAGUACUACCUUAGUUGCAGUUCAGAACAGACCAACCCCUUCCAGCAGAAGCUUUCCGGGAGCCACAAAGCAUUAGUGGAAAUGCAGGAUGAUGUGUCUGAACUGCUACACUCUGCCACCAGAGAAUAUAAACAAACUAAGGAAAGUCUAGAAGAGAUCCAGGGGAUACUAAACACCACGGAGAUCAGUCUACAUCAGCUCACUGCAUUGGUGGACUGUCGUAGCCUGCACAUGGACUAUGUCCAGGCUGUGACAGGUCUGUGUUAUGAUGGAUUGGAAGGCCUCAUCUACCUGGUACUCUUCUCCUUCGUCACCACUCUCAUGUUCAGCUCGAUUGUUUGCAGUGUGCCUCAUACUUGGCGGGGCAAGCGGAGUGAGGACAACAGUGAUAAUGAGUCUCUGAGUCAUGGAGGUAGGCCGGGAGGACAUGAUAACUUGUACCGAGUGCACAUGCCCAGCCUGUACAGCUGUGGCAGCAGCUACGGCAGCGAGACCUCCAUCCCUGCUGCAGCCCACACUGUCAGCAAUGCACCUGUCACUGAAUACAUGGCUCAGAAUGCCAACUUUCAGAACUCUCGAUGUGAAAACACACCUCUGAUCGGACGCGAGUCUCCUCCCCCCUCGUACACCUCCAGCAUGCGGGCCAAGUACCUGGCCAGCAGCCGACCAGAUCCCAACAACACUGCAGCGCACUAGAUGACACUGGACUCAUCCUGUCUGCAGCAUCUCUGAAGUCACUCACUUGGUCCUUUUUCUUUUCCCCCUCAUAGAUGAUUUUGCACACAGUCACUCCACUUCCUGCUUUCUUCUGCCAUUAACUGUCUCACUUGUCCAGAUGUGCUUUUGCUGGUUGUGAAGCAAAAUUAGCAGGUGUCAUAUAUCAUCUCAUGAUUCAAGAGUGCAGAUAUUUAUUCUUCAGAUUUCUCAAUCCUGGGCUGAUGACUACCGCAACAGUCCUUAUUGGUGCUGCAGAGCCUGGACUGACUUGUACUUUUUUUUUUGUCCUUCAGAUUAUUUCACCAUGGAGUUUACAGUGUCAAGUCUACCAAGGCAUUGCAGUGUUAAACUCUGUGGAAGAGCUCAUACAAUAACAUUGGUUACUACUGGUUGAGGUUUUGUAAAGUACUGUACUGCACUCUUACUGUGGGAGAGUGAGAAAAAUGCCUUACACAUAAAUACGGUAGGAUCCGGCUGUUUUCUUCUCACGACACACAACACAUACGCACUGUAAUAUAGACUGAUUUUACAAUGCAGCAUCUCAGUUGCUUAGGUCUUAUUUCUGCUUGUGGAACUUGUGAAUCAGAUAUUUGCAUUAUUCUCCACAUAUUGUAUAUCACGUGCACAUUGGCUUGUUUUUGCAUUUUGUCUUAAUUCUGGGACCAGUUUUUCUGCAGGAUUUUGCAUCAUACAGGUCUGAAAUGGCAUCUUUUUUCCCUUGGGAUCCUGUUUUUUAAAAUACAUUGAGGAGCCACUUUUCCACAGCAGUGACUGUAACGUGAAGCUGUGAACUUCUCAGAGGAUUUGAUGAGCUGCAUGGUGGAAAUGCAGCUGGGAUGACAUUGUUCUUAAAAAAAUUAAACCACAGUGACUUUAACGCUGAAGCUUUCAUACUACUGGCAGCAGAAUCUUUUGAAGAUAACAAUGAAGCAGUGAAGGACAUGUUGUCUUCUGCGACCUUAACUCCAGUGCCCUCUCUUCACUAGGCUCAAUGUUUCUGUAAAGUUGUAAAGCCCUGGUAGUUGUCUCCUUUAACAGAACUGGGAGUUGCCCACACACACACACCACAGAUUCUGUUAAGCAGAGAUUUUCUCCCAUCAGCAGUUUAAAGUUAGAAAAGCCUCCCACUGAUUUUCCCAACAGGAGUUGAGAGAAUUUCCAAGAGAAACCUUGUGCAUUGGCAUUGCAGUGGCUCACAAAUGUGUUUUAGCAUUUAAUUAAGAAGUAGCUAAGGGUAAGUGGAUGCCUUGAAGGAAUUGUGAUGCCUGUGCACUCUAUAUAAUCAGAAGUGUUCCUGUUGAAGCAUGACGACCCUUCACACGUGGAGUGAGGUGUUUGUACUUCUGCUGCUUUGACUUCUCGUAGGUGUGCUCUGUGACCAGUACAAGUGGUGAUGUUUGAGACUGUGCCAACAAGUAAAGCACAACUUCUUGUUAUCUUUAGUGGGUUUUUUUUUUGUUUUUUUUUAUGCUUUUCCUUUAGGCCUGUUUGUACAGUUGACCGUUCCUGGUUGCCUGUGCAAUCAGGAGAACAUGAGCCCGACUUUUUUAAAUCAUUUAUGCUCUGUAAAACAUUAUUACGCUGAUGCAGUCUUUGUUUUUGGGAUAGUCAUAUUUGUUUGUGAUACAAGGCUGUUGUACAGAUUAUAAGCAUUUACAAAAAAUGCUGAAGUUAUUUCAUUUUACAUUUUUAUUUCACUUUUUAAAACUUUUUUCCUGUUUGAUUUGAUUUGAUUUUAAUUUUUUUUUCCAUUUUAGAAUCUGUAGCAAGCACAAUGUGUUGCUUCAUUAAUGUGAACAUGGUAAAUAGGUUUUAAUUGAACAUGAAAAUUUUUUUUCUCCUUAAACAAAUCACUGUAGAUGUAACUUUGUUUUUUUGCAAUCUCUAAAGUGUGUACAUGUAAAACCUGUGGUUAUAUUGAUUUUGAAUGCUGUGUUU